Messenger RNA from Saprolegnia parasitica CBS 223.65, 240 nucleotides. RefSeq lists its product as hypothetical. The record is from RefSeq and is a predicted model, not a curated record. Lineage: Eukaryota; Oomycota; Saprolegniomycetes; Saprolegniales; Saprolegniaceae. Gene Ontology annotation, cellular component: membrane. The transcript is spliced from 2 exons. Bases 1 to 240 code for a protein of 79 amino acids.
AUGCUCCUCACCGCGUUCCUGGGGCUUGUCGGCGCCAUCAAGCGCCAGAAAUGCCUCCUCUACACCUACGCGUUCUUCGUAUUUGUCGCGCUAGUGGUCUUCGUCCUCAUCAUGAUCACGGGAUUUGCCGGCACGUCGACUGUAAACAAGUGGGACGACGCGACGUUCCCGGCCGACGACGCCGAGACGUCGGUCGCCGAGGCCUUUGAUUCGACCUUCUGCCGCGUCAUGCCUCGGUGA